UGUAAUGCAUUUGUCUGCAACGUGAUAUCAUUAUCCGUCUUGACACCAAUGUUUCUUCCACUUCUACUUGCGAUGUGAUACUUGAAAAUUGCGUUAGGAUACUCUCCGAUUGAAAAAGACAGUAUCUUUCUUUAGCUGAGAGACUAGUUUUUGACGCGUUGCCUACUUAUACAAUGUCACCCUCCCUCCUUCCUUCAUAGUAACGUAGCGAUUUUGUGUGUCAAUGACAUAAGGAGAACAAGGCGUUAGACCUUGUUAAAGCCAUUUUUCGGAGCAUUUGAAAGGAAAGAAAUGCCAGAAUCUUUGCUCAACUGUUUGCUGGUUUUUCUCUUUCGCAAUCUUUCAGUUUUUUAGCUGUCACUCGAAUCCUUUAAAACUGUUGUCACACUCGUAUCAUAUCAUCCAAAAAUGCAUAGCUUGGAGGAUCCGUCACAUACACCUGACAAUAUUUUUUAAAAGUCCGAACAAUGUAGAUUUUUAGUCGACACAAUUUUGUACGUAGUGCUUGCAUCAGCUAGACUACAACAACGACAAUAACAACAUACCCAGUGUAAUCCCACAAGUGGGGUCUGGGGAGGGUGGUGUGUAUGCAAUAGAGAGGUUGUUUCUGGUAGACCCUCAGCUCGAUUAAGCCUAUUAAAGAAAAUACAAAAGCGAAGUAGUCACGUUAAAAAUAACUGAUAAAGAGAACAAAUAGCAACAACAAAUAAAUCGCCAACUAAAGCGAAGGAAACAAGAUAGAUCGCUGAGAGCACUAAACAAUGCUCGACUACCUACUAACGUUGUAUCAGCUAGAGUCAUUCAGCAACAACAACAUACCCAGUGUAUUCCCACAAAAUGAUACGAAGUCCAUACCACUAUCUCAGAUGAAGUAGAGAGGCUGUUUCCGAUAGACCCCCGGCUCAGGACCAUCAGCUAGACUCAUUAUAAUGCAAAUUUCAGCAAAAUUCUGGCAGCCCCUAACUUUGUGGACACAUGAAGAAACAGAAUUUCACUUCUUGUGCCAAGUAAUGAAGUCAUUUUCUUUGAAUUCUACUUCAAUUCAGCUUGAAUUCAAUACUUUCUUGGAAUAUAAAUAUAAUAAAACAAAGAAUAUACCUACUUAACAUCUUUUCUUCAUUUCUUUUCAACUUAUGGACAAGGAUAAUAUCAUUUUCCUCUUCUUAUUAGUACUAAUAUUUUUCACUCUUCAACUUCCAUCAGCUUCUGAGAUGUUGGUUUCUGGUAAUCGUAGACGCCUCCAAGGCGAAUGGAGGCUGUUGCAGAAAAGCAUUGGCAUAUCCGCGGUGCACAUGCAACUCCUGAGUAAUAACAAGGUAGUUAUCUUUGAUACAACGGAUUUUGGCCGUUCUAACCUCUCACUUCCAGGAGGGCAUUGUCGCUAUGUUCCCAGUGACUUGGUCUCACGCGAAGACUGUUCUGCUCAUUCUGUUUUAUACGACAUUGGUAGCAACACAUUCCGGGCAUUAAUGCUUCAAACUGAUCCGUGGUGCUCUUCUGGUGCGGUCCUCUCGGAUGGAACAUUAGUCCAAACCGGAGGAUUCAAUGAUGGGGACCGUGUAGUACGUACAUUAGCGCCUUGCACGGGUGAGAACUGUGAUUGGGUGGAGCACAACCGUACUUUAAUUCAACGAAGAUGGUACUCGACUAACCACAUCCUUCCUGAUGCACGAAUAAUCGUGGUAGGGGGAAGAAGACAGCAUAACUACGAGUUCUACCCGAAAAUUUCUGGACUAUCUGCUUUCAGGCUAAAAUUUCUUAGUGAUACGCGAGAUGGGGAUCACGAGAACAACUUGUAUCCGUUUGUGUUCUUACUACCAGACGGGAACCUUUUCAUUUUCGCGAACACGCGAGCUAUAAUUCUUGACUACAAGAGAAAUAAGGUGGUGAGGAAACUGCCUUCAAUUCCUGGUGGUGAACCAAGGAACUACCCAAGCACUGGCUCAGCAGUGUUACUUCCUAUAGACGAAAAUCGCCCUAUGGAAAGCGAAAUCAUGGUGUGUGGAGGAGCACCUCGUCGUGCAUUUGGACUUACAGCCCACGGCGUCUACAUGAACGCCCUUUCAAGUUGUGGACGGAUCAUCAUCAGCAGUCAUCGCGGUAGAUGGAAAAUGGAGACAAUGCCAACGCCACGAGUCAUGAGUGACAUGGUGAUACUACCCAACGGAGAUAUUCUCAUCAUAAAUGGUGCAGCAAUGGGCACAGCAGGCUGGGAAAACGCGCGUCAACCUGUCACCACACCGGUGAUUUACCGGCCUAACAGGAAGCAAAACAACAGGUUUUCGGUCAUGGAAGCCUCUCCAAGACCCCGGGUUUACCAUUCCACGGCCAUUUUGAUGACCGAUGGAAGGGUUCUAAUCGGAGGGAGCAGUACACAUAAGUACUACAACUUCAAUGAUGUCGAAUUCCCAACUGACCUAAGCUUAGAAGCCUUCUAUCCACCAUACUUAGCCCCCGAGUACGAGCAUCUAAAACCAACAAUCCUCUCCAUCGACGAAAUCUUGAUUUACAAAAAGCCAUUUUCGGUGACCUUCACAUUGCCCAGGCCCUUGUCAACGGGGACUGUUUCAGUCAAGAUCAUCGCGCCUUCAUUCACCACGCAUUCUUUUUCAAUGAACCAACGAAUGGUGGUGUUGAAGGGCGUCGCGGCUGUUACAGCAUCAUCUAAUACUUAUACAUUCACAGCGUACGGUCCAUCAACUACAGAAAUUGCACCACCAGGAUACUAUUUACUCUUUGUAGUACAUGCUGACAUACCAAGUUCUGGUAUAUGGGUACAAAUUCAGGAUCAAAAAUGUUGCCGCACCUGUGUUGGAUCCUUCAAAAAUUCACUACUUUUGGAGGAUCCGACACGCAGUCCUCGGGUCUUAGAUUUCGUGUGAUAACAACUAACAGUUCAUCAGGUUUGUAGCAAUCCAUGUCAUGACUAGCGUCGGAACUAGAAUUUUAUAACAGUCCAUCCGGUUUGUAGCCA
This is a messenger RNA of Capsicum annuum, 2974 nucleotides long. RefSeq names its product aldehyde oxidase GLOX. NCBI's taxonomy places the organism in Eukaryota, Viridiplantae, Streptophyta, Magnoliopsida, Solanales, Solanaceae. The transcript has a single exon. The coding region runs from base 1134 to 2882 and encodes 582 amino acids. The record is from RefSeq and is a predicted model, not a curated record.